AUGGCGGCCUUCUGGAACUCAGAGAUGGGUGUCUUUUUCCUGCCAACGGGCCCCAUAGGCCCGACUCUCAUGGAUGUGGCCAUGAUCGCCCAUCUUCCCGUCGUGGGUGAGGACCCUGCUCUACCCAUCCAAACACAUGCACCAUUACUUGCUCUGCCGAUGAUCAGUCGGGAGGAGGACCCGACUAGGAGGAAAUAUUUUCCCUCUCUGCCGAUAAGUAGUCGGGAAGGUGCUCCGACCAGGAAGCAAUCCUUGUCAGCACCACCAAGAGAUCCGACGCCUUCACCACCCGAACCAGCGGUAGUAGGAGUCUCGUCUGAUAGCGAGGCAACUGCCUCACAGAUGGGCGGACUGCCAGCUGAGGCCGCGGACUCUUCCUUUCUUAGCGAGGAACCAAUCGUCCUUUCUGCAGCCGCCCCUAUCACGGCCGCUCUUGCUGCAACCGCCCCUAUUGCGGCCGCUCCAGCUCCUGGAAAUGUCUGGGGUGCGGCCCGCCCAACUGCUGGAAACAUCCCACCUGCGGCCGUCCCAGCAGCGGCCGUCCAAGUCGCACCUGAUUCGCCGGCCGCGGCCGCCCCAGGCGCGGCCAUCCUGAUGGCAGCCGUCCCAAUUGCAGAGGCAGUAGGACGGGUAGCAGAACCACCUGCGGCCGUCCUGCCAAGAGGUCCCCCGCAAGACAUAGAAGAGAUUUCUUCUUCCGAUUCGGAGACCUCUGUCAACCUGGGGCCCAAGUCAGACCCGCAGCGACCUUUUGCAGCAACCGAAGAGUUGGCCAUUGCGGUGCCAGCUGCCCGUCCUCCCCGACCGACGACGCUCCUCGCGCUCUCCAUAACCACGGUCCGCCCGGAAAGACAUCUUGAUCUAGCCCCUCUGUCGGCCAUUCCGAUUCUGGCGGAUAUUCAGGCCAUCUUUGCUUAG
Messenger RNA from Andrographis paniculata, 918 nucleotides. RefSeq lists its product as uncharacterized. The record is from RefSeq and is a predicted model, not a curated record. NCBI's taxonomy places the organism in Eukaryota, Viridiplantae, Streptophyta, Magnoliopsida, Lamiales, Acanthaceae. Bases 1 to 918 code for a protein of 305 amino acids. The transcript has 5 exons.